AUGCUUUUGGAGUUUCCUGUAUCAAUCAAGCUGCUCGAUUAUUACAAGUUCCAACCUACUGUAAUCGAUGAAGAGUAUAUCCACCUUCGCAUGCCAAUAGGAGUGCCGCAAGGGAAGACAAGCGGAUCGGAAAGCGUCGAAGUACUUGACUUAUCUGCAUUAUCUACCAACACGUAUAGAAGCCAAGGAAAAGUCUUUAGCCCAAUGUUAGAAAAAGAAUACCGUAUCCAGUGUGCUGAAUGCCAAUCGGUUCUAGUGGAUCGCGUUCAUUUCAAACGCGUCUUGCCAUUGCCUCGUGCGUCGUGGAGCGAAGCAGCAUCCGACUGGUAUUGCCAUCUGCAUGUCGGAGAGGCGUGUCAUCAGAAGCUAGUGCCUCGUACAACUGAUUGCCUUUAUGGCAGUUGUUACCACGCUUUGACAGCCAGUUUGUUAAUUAAAGGGAGCCUGGAAUCUACUGGGAAAGAAUCUUUGUGUUCCAAAUGUCAGUCUUCAGUCGGUCUAAUGGGCGACGACCUUUGGAAUGUAUGGUGCCACUCUAUUAAAUGGUCUGUGCUUGAAGAUAAUAGUCAAUGGAAGGUAGCACAAGAUGCCGCGACACCGUUACAAGCUUUUUAUUUGACUCUGCACGACGCGCUGGAAGAGGAAAAGUCUUUUUUUGGACGGAAGCUUGCCUUUCGAGAUGGCUUGGGAUGUGGACAAACUGUACUUCUAUGGUUUGUUGGUGACAAUGGAUUCACGCUUGAUUCCGGAGAGUCUAUCGCCGGUGCGGAGAUCCAGUUACGUCGAAGUAGACUACAUAAGGUCCUCUAUAAAUCAGAGAAUUCGGUAAGUAAGAAAAUUCCAAGUGACGUGAGCGAAUACCAAGUAAGCAAGGAGAUGAUGGAAACUGCCUUGGCUGUGCUGCGCAAUAGUUCCAAUCAGCUUCCUCUCGGCUGUCGGGCGGCCGCUGGUUUCUCUGUAGGCUUUCUAUCUCUUGCUUCUUGA
Daphnia carinata is the source of this 984-nucleotide messenger RNA. Its product is annotated as E3 ubiquitin-protein ligase E3D-like. Gene Ontology annotation, molecular function: ubiquitin protein ligase activity; cyclin binding; ubiquitin conjugating enzyme binding. NCBI's taxonomy places the organism in Eukaryota, Metazoa, Arthropoda, Branchiopoda, Diplostraca, Daphniidae. Bases 1 to 984 code for a protein of 327 amino acids. The record is from RefSeq and is a predicted model, not a curated record. Gene Ontology annotation, cellular component: ubiquitin ligase complex; cytosol; nucleus. The transcript has a single exon. Gene Ontology annotation, biological process: protein monoubiquitination; protein polyubiquitination; proteasome-mediated ubiquitin-dependent protein catabolic process.